AUGCCCGCCACACCACUACCGCCGGCACCGAUGCCUCCUGUAACAGCUCCACCCGGUCCCAUGCCACCACCGCCACUUCCACCAGCCCCAGGUCCAGUUUUGCCCAUCACAUCGGCUCACAAGACAGCUAAUGAUGCAUGCAUCAAGAGAUUGUCUCAAAUCGGAAUAAUGGAAUCUCCAAGAAUCUAUCCUUCCAACCAGCCGCCUGGAACAUACGGAAAAGAGAUCUUGGUGCAAUCGAACGUGUUUGGUAUCGAAGUAGAGAACGAGAUGGAACUUUUCCAAUACAGCGUCUGCAUUCGAGCUGAUGUAGCUGUGAAAAAAGAAGUUGUUUUCACCAAGAAAGGAAAAGACGAUUUUGUCGUGCUUGACAGACAUGAGAAGUGCUGCACAGUGCUUUACCAUGCUUACGAAGCUCACGAUGAUUUUUUUCAAUCCGCCAAGAAUUGCCUGAUCUACAAUGGACAAAGCAUGCUCUAUUCUUCGAUGGAUCUAUUCUCCAACCGAUUGGAUGCAGAUAUCAAGUCAAGAACCUUCCAAAUAGACGGAGUUGAGAUCGGUCACAAAGAUCUUCUAAAAUUGCCAUGCAUUAAAUUGGAAAUUAGUGCCACUAAAAACCCUGUCGUCAAGUUUAAUCGGCAGGACGUCGGCAAAAGAUCAGCUGAUCAAAACAUGCUGGCAGUCAACACCGCCUACCGCAAUAUCCUGGAGCUGGCGCUCAACCAAUCAUGCGUUCAAGACUAUAACCGAUGUGCCGUUUUCGAACACGGAAAGAUUUUCUUCAUCAGACCAACUGAGGAGGGAUUUAUUAGUCGUGAUUGUGUUGAUGUUGGUGAUGGAAAGCGGAUGAUGCCGGGUAUCAAAAAGACUGUUCAGUUUGUUGAAGGGCCGUUCGGACGUGAAGAAUGCAAUCCAGCAGUUGUCAUCGAUGGAAUGAAAGUGGCUUUCCACAAAGAACAACCCAUCAUCGAGAAGCUUCAAGAAGUCGUCACCUCUGAUUUCAGUAAAGGGCUAAAAGAGUUGGAUAGAGAGCGAUGUGCAGGUGUUAUAAAGGGCCUCGAUUGUUAUUCCAACUAUAUGGGUCGUUUACGUCACCUCAAGAUCGAAGGAAUCCACCAUGAAAGCGCUUCAAAGGCUCGCUUCCAAGUGAAAGACGGUAAUUCUUCGACAGUUGCGGACUACUUCCAAAGCAGAUGGAAUAUCACUCUCAAAUAUCCCGAAGUCAAUCUCAUUUGCUGCAAGGAGAAGGGAAAUGUCAACUUCUACCCAAUGGAGCUCAUGUUCAUCUCUCCAAAUCAGCGUGUUAAAAUAUCGCAGCUGACCAGUGCACAAAGCCAACGAACCACGAAAGAAAGUGCUGUGCCGCCUGACGUUCGCCAACGGCUCAUCAUGACAGGAAAAACGGCUGCUAAGAUUUCAGGAGAUAGUGCGGUUCUAAACAAGUUGGGUGUCCAGAUCUGCGAAGCUCCGCUACUCGUACGUGCUCGUCAGUUUCCACCGGUCAAAAUCGCCCUGAACCCAACCAGCUCUGUAAUUCCACAAAAAGAAGGUAAAUGGCGAAUCGGACAAUACUCGAGACCAGCUGCUGCUCCAAAAGUCUGGGCAAUGUACGCGGUCGGAACACCGUCUAGCCGAUUCUCACAGUCUCAACUAACGAAAUUCGCCAGAGAAUUUGUCACGGUAGCUCAACAGAAAGGCAUUCAGCUGAAUCCACCAAGUGAUUCUCAGUGUGUGCUUGCAACAGAUAUUGAGUCGCAAUUAGCUGCAGCACAUAAAGCCAGCUGCGAAUUCGUCUUUAUAAUCACUGAUGACACAAUCACUAAUCUUCACCAGAAAUACAAGAUGAUUGAAUCUUUGCAAUCUAUCGUGGUUCAAGACAUGAAAAUGUCGAAAGCAUUGAGUGUGAUUGACUCGGGAAAGAGGCUUACUCUGGAGAAUGUGAUCAACAAGACCAAUGUGAAGCUUGGUGGAAGCAACUACAUUUUCACGGAUACCAAGAAGUACCUUGACAGAGUUCUCGUCAUCGGAAUCGGCAUAUCUCAGCCACCACCUGGAACUAAAUUCAUUGUGGAAGGGAAAGGUUUCCUGAACCCGCAGAUUAUUGGUUUUGCGUAUAAUGGAAAACAGAAGCAAGAAUUUGCUGGAGAUUUCGUUCUAUGCCCCGCUGGACAGGAUGUGAGUGGUUUUUCCGCUUCAAAAAUAGUUAUUUCGUUUCAGACAUUGUCUCCAAUCGAAGACAUCAUGAAGGAAUCCAUCCUGGGAUACAAGAAAUGGCACGAUGGCAACGAUCCGGAAACCGUGGUUGUGUACCGAAGCGGAAUUAGUGAGGGGAACCACGGCAAUGUCCUCGCCUACGAAAUUCCAUUGGCUCGUGCUGGUAUAAAUGAAGUCUCCAAAUCGGUUAAAUUGGUGUACCUCGCUGUGUCGAAAGAUCACACCUAUCGUUUCUUCAGAAAUAAUUUGGACGCUAUUGGCAAAUCUUCCUCCUCGGGAACACAAGUUUCUGCAUCUGCGAGCAGAACAUCGGUGUUAAUUCCAAAAAAAAAAUCGUUUCAGUCGUCGCAAUCACAGCUGAAACCCUGCGACAUCAACAUUCCAUCGGGGAUUUCAAUCGAUCAAAUGGUUACAAAUCCAGCUAUCAAGCAGUUUUUCCUGAACUCGCACACCACUCUGCAGGGAUCUGCAAAAACUCCCCUCUACUCGAUCCUAGCAGACGAUACGCGAGCCAGUUUGGAAAGUUUGGAGGAGCUGACGUACAACCUAUGCCAUCUCCAUCAAAUUGUCGGACUUCCCACUUCCAUUCCAACGCCGCUAUACGUAGCCGCCGAGUAUGCCAAACGAGGAAGAAAUUUGUGGAAUGAAGCCAACCUGAAAAACCCACUCGUUCGUUCUGGUUCCGAGAGAGAGCAGCUUCGAGCGGCGACCCAUUCCAUCAACUACAAACAUACAGGCGACUUCUCCGACCGUCGUGUGAACGCUUAA
Messenger RNA from Caenorhabditis briggsae, 2982 nucleotides. RefSeq names its product Protein CBR-PPW-2 (gene Cbr-ppw-2). The record is from RefSeq and is a predicted model, not a curated record. Bases 1 to 2982 code for a protein of 993 amino acids. Gene Ontology annotation, molecular function: protein binding; RNA binding. The transcript is spliced from 11 exons. Lineage: Eukaryota; Metazoa; Nematoda; Chromadorea; Rhabditida; Rhabditidae.